GUUACCAGCCUACGAUGGUCCAAAAAGUCUCUACAGGGCUGGCCCUUUACCUUUCCAGUCUAAACAUUUCCAAAUCAACCUCUUGGAUGAAGAAGAUGGCAGCAGCACCUCUAGACGGGAGAGAUCAUUUAAGGUGGUAAUCAAGUUCGCUGCACGAGCUCACUUGCAUCACCUAGGCCAGUUUCUUCAAGGACGCCAAGCUGACGCUCCUCAGGAAGCUUUGCAAGUUCUUGAUAUUGUUUGGAGGGAACUUCCUACUCACAGGUACUGUCCCGUAGGGCGUUCUUUCUAGUCACCUGGUCUCGGGAAUCGCCAGUCUCUGGGUGAUGGGCUCGAAAGUUGGAGAGGUUCUACCAAAGUAUACGUCCAACUCAGAUGGGUCAGUCGUUGAAUAUAGACAUGUCUUUUAUUGCUUUCAUCGAGCCACUCCCGGUCACAGAGUUUGUGUCCCAGCUCCUCAACAAGGAUAUCAACAGGCAACUCUCUGAAGCGGAUCGUAUCAAAAUCAAGAAGGCGCUGCGUGGAGUAAAGCUUGAAGUCACACACCGUGGUACUGUGCGGAGGAAGUACCGCAUAUCUGGGCUCACUUCACAGCCGACCCAAGAGUUGUCCUUCCCUGUGGAUGAAAGGAGAACGUUGAAAACUGUCACUGAAUACUUCCGCGAGACGUAUCAGUACACCAUUCGAAACCCAACACUCCAUUGCCUUCAAGUGGGAAAUCGAGACCGACCGAACCAUUUGCCUAUGGAGGUCUGUAAGAUAGUCGAAGGACAACGAUAUUCAAAACGUCUGAAUGAGAAGCAGAUUACGGCUCUACUGAAGGUGACAUGUCAACGGCCGAAAGACCGUGAGGCAUAUAUUCUCCAGACUGUGUAUCACAAUGCAUACGCCCAGGAUCCGUAUGCUCAAGAGUUUGGGAUUCGUAUCAGCAAUAGGUUGGCCCAGGUCGAGGCCCGAAUAUUACCAGCUCCGUAAAAAUGAGUGCACUCAAGAUAGUCAAGAAAUAUAAUUUUUUAUUCAAUUAA
Marchantia polymorpha subsp. ruderalis is the source of this 1025-nucleotide messenger RNA. The record is from the annotation of a GenBank genome assembly. NCBI's taxonomy places the organism in Eukaryota, Viridiplantae, Streptophyta, Marchantiopsida, Marchantiales, Marchantiaceae.